Molecule: messenger RNA, 7549 nt
Organism: Bombyx mori (domestic silkworm)
Lineage: Eukaryota; Metazoa; Arthropoda; Insecta; Lepidoptera; Bombycidae
Product: surfeit locus protein 6 homolog
Exons: 6
Coding region: 6642-7508 (288 amino acids)
Biological process (GO): ribosomal large subunit biogenesis; regulation of transcription by RNA polymerase II; ribosomal small subunit biogenesis
Cellular component (GO): nucleolus; nucleus
Molecular function (GO): RNA polymerase II cis-regulatory region sequence-specific DNA binding; RNA binding; DNA-binding transcription activator activity, RNA polymerase II-specific
Source: RefSeq, a predicted model, not a curated record
AUAAUUAAGACGGCAAAGGGGAUGAAGGCCACUAAGUGGAAGUCAUGAAAAGUGGUUCUAAGCCUCGUUGAUUCCCAUGUAAACAAUAUUAGCCCAUUGUUAAUCUCAAAUUUUCAAAGCAUUGAGGCUACUUUCAUGGGACCUAAAAUCAGUCAUGCUAUCAAUGGGAAAGAAUGAACGAAACCGACGGACGGAACAUAAAGUAAACAAUUAAACAAAAUGGCUGGUCGUCAAUGAGUUCUUUAUUUUGAAAGUAAAAUAUUUAAUAGGAAUUGUAUGUACUAAAGCUUAAUCACAAGAAAUGUCUAAAAGGGAUCAAGAAAGUAGUGAUAAGAAGUUGGAUACGAGUGACUAUGAAAACCUCAUAUCGCAUCACAGUAUAUUUGAAUCAAGCCGAAGUAAACAAGAACUGCCAAGUUUCCCUGGAUACUCAAAUGCAGAAACGCAAACAAAACCUAGUGACAUAAAAGGGCAAAAUGCAGUACAGUCAGGACUGGGGGUGUGGCACUACAAUCCAUGGUGGAUGCUUGCCAGUACAUCUCGAAACACACCAGAUCAAGAUGAAUUUGCAGAGAACUCAGAUCAAGCUAAAGUCAAGCAGGAACCCUCUGGAGCAUGUUCCCCCGAACAUGAUCCUUUACAAAAUGAACUAGAGCAAUUUCAGGCAGGUACUUCCACACCUCCAGUAGGGAUAGAUACUUUUUGUGACGAUUGCUCAGAUCCAUUUUGUGACUCUAGCGCAGCAGUUUGCCGCAAGCUAUUUCAUUGCCCUCAUUGUAGAAAAAGUUAUCCAACAAUAUUGGAGUUCAAUACCCACUUGACAGGUGUUCAUCCAUCACAAAAACCAUUCAGAUGCCAAAUAUGCCUUGAGCCAUUUCAUAAAAAAUCACAUCUCAGAAGGCACCUGGAUGCUCUUCAUACUCGUAAGGAUGUAAACAAGUGUUCAGUGUGUUCAAAGUAUAUUAAAGAUAAGAGCAAUUUACGUAAGCAUAUGCAGGUCCAUACAGGCCGAGUACCUCAAAAACAGUUCAAAUGUGACUUGUGCAAUAACAAACGUUACAUGUCUCUAGAUAGACUCAAUAACCACAAAGUGGUGUGUACUGGAGAAAAAGUAUUGAAGUACUGCGACAUGUGCAGUAAAGUCUUUGAUAACUCCAGGUCCUUGAACAGUCACAGAAAAGUGCAUGCUAGAGAAUUGAAGUGUGAAAAUUGUGGUGAACAAUUACGUUCAUUAGAACAGUUCACAACUCACAAAAUGGUGUGUUUGAUAACAUCUGAAACCAGUGGUGCCCAAGGUAGUAGUACUACUUCAUCAAACACUGCAACGACAUCCUCAAUGAAUCGCUGUUGUCAACAACCAGGAUUGUGUGAACAUGACAAACCUGCUUAUCUUAACAUACCUGGUUAUGCAGCUGGUAGGGUACUUGAUGCAACUCUCUCAUCUUUAAAGUCAGAACUGAAUUGAUAAGUUCUAAAGCUAUGCAAUAAUAUGGAAAAUUAACAUUUUAUUCAUUUUCAACAAGAGUACCAAAUAGACAAAUGACAUUAAUCAAUUACACAAUUGAAAAUUUCACAAGACUGAUGCAAAUAUCCCGCCUCACGACUUGCUUUAUUAUUACCAUUUAUAUUUAGGCUUUAGUUAGUAGUUCAUACAGCUAGUGUAAGCAAUAUAGCCAUCUGAACAUAUUUUAAUAUGAAGGCGAUAAUUCAUUUUAUUUUAAUGUGCUCAAAUUGUUAAACUGAUUUCGGAACCUCAUUAUAAAAUUUUCAAAAAUGUUUUUUAAAUAAUCAAUGUGAACCUGAAUUUAUUAGUUUAUUCUUUUAUAACAGUUAUGCUUUGACUGAUUUAGUUAUAAGCAUGGUGUGCAGUAUUACACACAAUAUUAUUUUUCUAUUUUUGCAAAUUUUUUGAGUUAUUUUUAGUUUUAGAUAAUAUUGUUUUAUAUAAUUGUAUUUUUUUGGAUUGUAAAAGAAGUAUGUUACUUUUUUCAUCUGAGUACUCCAAAAUUAGUUGUAUAGAUACAUUUAUGAUAUAUUAAUGAAGUAUUUCUAUACCAUAUUUUCUAAAGACACCUUUACAAAUUGUAAGUGCGUAAUUGGGUAGAAUCUUUUUUGGUGUUAUUAUUAAAUUAGGCUAAGUGCGUGAAGUGCAAUGAACCGUUGGCAAAGCCUUGUGUGUUAUGGCUAUGGGAUGAUAAACAGAUAUAAUAGCCGCCAAACUUCUUGAGCAUUUGUUGACGUAGUGGGGGUAAGUUCGCGCAUGGUACACUCACAUGCAAAAACAUUACAUACUCUGCGUCAUAAUGCUAUUAAAUUAUUAAAAUCAACAUAUUAUGUAUUUAUUUAUAUAUUUAUUAGAACAUCAACAAAACAUAUAGGUUAAUAAUUGUAAUAAUUUAAUCUUGGGGUAAAAUAGAUAUUCCUUCUAUUAAGUCAAAACUAGAGCUGUUGCCAGGUCUUGGUUCAGUUGAAGCGAAGCUGGUAUUUGUAAUUUUUUUUUUCGUUAUCAUAAUCUUGACCAUCAUCAUCAUCACUGUUUUCAUCACCCGAGUCGCUAUCAUCGUGAUUAGUCGACAUAGGCUCAUCGGUGUAGUUUACAACUCAGUCGAUUCGGUCUUCUUUUUUGUGUAUAAUUAAUUAUUUUUUGAAGAUAUUCGAUUCGUAGUAAUCGAAUGUUACUUUUUUCAAUUACCAGCUUCCGAUUAUUUUCUGUUCUUUUUUUCCAUCUGAAGCCUAGCUCUUUCAUAAUACGUCGUAAGCUUCAUUCCGAGCCAUUAGAAUUUAUAUCUUCUUUAAAUUUUUCGAAGCCUUUCUACGGUACGGAGUUUCGCUGCUUGUUAUGUAGUUAUUAUGAUUACAUCUUUUUAUUACAGAUUGAACGAAACUAUCCAUUCCGGUAACUUUCUUCUUCCCUGAUCUUUUCUUACCCGGAGUCCGAAACACGGCGAGCAAGCCAGAGCCUUUAGCUUCCUUAAUAAUAAUGCACCUAACAGUACUCACUGAUGGUUUUGUUACUUCCGAAGUCUGUUUUAAUUUUUCCAUAUCAUUCUUCCCCUGUUUUAUAAUGAAGCAAUAUACGUCGUACACAAUUUUUCUACCCUUUCUUUUGAAUAGUACACCAGUUUGUCGCGGCAUAGUGUAUGUUUUAUAAAAAAUCAACAAACAAUCAACAAAUAGCAAUGGCAACAAAGUCCACAAGUAAUUAUAACAAAUAGCUUAACGAUUAAUAACGAUAGACUUUCCACUGUACGCAAGCGUACUUUUGGGAGCAAGCGGAAUGAGGGCGCGGUGCGGGACGCAAGGUUCGACUGAUCUACUAAUAAAGCGCUCGAUACGAUUUCCCCUGCCGUCGCGCCUCACCCUCGCCACCAAAGUGAUCUAAAAUUCGGUUCUGCGCAGUCAAGGUCAUUGGCUCAAGAAGUUUGCCGGUUACUAUACCCAAUUUGAGAAUAAUAAAUUAAAAUUAUUCUGAAAAAAAUCCUCUCAAUAAACUGAUGAUCACAAGAAGGUGGUUUUGGGUUAUUCUUCAGUUGGGUUUUGAAUUUAACAAAGUUGUUGUGUUCUUGAUGCCCUUUAAGUAUAUUAUUAAGUGUUAUAACACUGGAAUUAAUGCAAUAUUUAUGAUUGAGUAAUAAAACCAUUUAUGAAUGGAUAGUAAAAAUAUAGUAACAAUUAUGGAGGCUAUAUCUAAAUGAAAAAAGUAAAGUAUAUUAUGUAAAAUUAGAUUUGGGCCAUGUUAUAAUAUAUUAUUAUAAAAUAUUAGUUUUAUGAAAAAAGAAAACUAAAUUGCAUAUUUAAAAAUUCGUUUUUAUAAGAUUUUUGUUUUAUAAAUGGUCCAUUCCUAUGUUCAUUUAUACAAUAUUGUUUAAUAUAAAUGUUUUCAUUUAUUUACACAGGACUAUAUUUGAGGCUUAAAAAGUUCAUUGUUGCUAUUUAAUGUUUUAUCGUUUACAUUUCAUAGGCUUAAGAAUUAUUAUUAUAAAAAAACUUGAAAUUAAGCUUAUUAUCUUAUAUAGUUAUUUAGUUUUUCUAUAUAAUUAUAUUUUUGCAUAAAUAAGUAAUUCAUUUUGGAUUACAUAUUUACAUAUUGUAAUAGUUUUACAAUCCGUUAAAUAGAUGUCUGAAUUACAUACAACAGAAAUUCUAUCCACCGAGACUGCCCACCAACUCUGUACAGUUAAUGACAAAACCUAUUUUCAUUACAGUACUUCUUCAAACGAAACAAAUAAAUUUAUCUUUAUAGGUGAAUACUAUUUGGUUAGCUAAGAAUAAAAUUAUGUGCAAGAUUUGUUAAUUUUUUACGCUUUUGUCUAAAUGCUAUUUAGUUAAACAUACACUAUGUUGUAGACCUCCAAAUUUGUUGUAGCAUCUGCAAAACUCAUGUGUGAGACAUGUUCAUCUAGUUGUAAGUACAAAGAAUAGGGAUACAGUAGAGGUAUUUAUUGCAUAAAUUAUCAAAAUGUGUUCAUAUUUUGUACUAAAAAAGUGAAUAAUGAUCGAACUGAGAGUUUAUUUUUAUUUACCUAUAUUAUAAAUAAUUGUUAACUUUUUGUUUUUGAUAUGAGCUGUUACUUUAAGCUAUCAUAAGAGAAAAUACUAUAAUUAUUUUUCCGAAUUUGUUAAACAUCAUAACCAGAGAAGAGUAUUUGAAGUAUAACUAGAUUUCGUGUUCAUUCAAGAUAUUUGGAACUUGAACUUACUUGAACAUUAAACUUUUAUAAGGCUAUUAAUAAGUAUGAUUUCCAAGUAAAUUAAAAAAAGUAACCAAUUGUUCGAAUGUUAUUUUCAUUUCAUAAAAGAUAAAUGCAUUAUAAAUAGGUACAAUAAAUGUUAAAGUUGACGAUUAUUUAAAUACAAAAAGUAAUAUUUACAUAUGUGUUGUCUUUAUAAUAUUUUCUGAAAUAUACGAAUAUUAUUAGGGUUCAAAUUUUCGGUACCGAACUCUAAUUACUUUUUUGGUCCAUUAGCUUAUUUAUUUACCCCACGCUUGGACUCGAAAUCGAACCCUAUCUGAACUAUUUCUCCUCGCUUAAAACCCUAUUUCUAGAAUGUAAACACAAAAGAAAACAACUUUUUCAUAACCUACUAAUUAUAUAAUUAUUUAGGGAGUCACGGACCUACUGUUUAAAUAAAGGCUACGGGAGUGUGUACAAAUAUUUCGCGUAAUAAACGGAACAGUAGCGGGAAAACGUAGAUUCUUUUACUUAUUGUAUAUAGUGGUGAACAAGCUCGCGGUCUAUCUGUUCCUAAGUGGUUACCGGUGCCCAUAAAACUAAAUAUCACAACGUAAAUGUCACGUCACUCACGUUGAGACGUUUAGAAGUCGUCGUGGCCUAAAGGUUAUGACGUCCGGUGCAUUCGUUAUGAGCGACGCACCGGUGUUCGAAUCUCAGGCGGGUACCAAUUUUUCUAAUGAAAUACGUACUCAAAAAACUAUCACGAUUGACUUCCACGGUGAAGGAAUAGCAUCGUGUAAUAAAAAUUAAAUCUGCAAAAUCAUAAUUUAUGUUAUUACUGGUGGUAGGACCUCUUGUGUGUCCGCGCGGGUAGGUACCACCAAUAAGUUUAAUAAUAAAUAAGUGUAAAUAUAAACUAUAAUAAUAAUAAUAAUAAUAAAUAAAUAUUUACUAACAAUCACGCCACGUUAACUGGUCCCGUGAUAAGUUCGUAAAGAACUUGUGUUACAGGUACCAGAUAAUGGAUAUAAAUGUAAGAUUUUUAUUAUACACACAUAUAUUUAAUAUACAUCCAUAACCCUGGAAAAGACAUUUAUAUUUAUCAUACAAAUAUCUUCCCUUGGCGGGAUUCGAACCCGCGACCCCCUUGUAUAGUGACCAUGUCACUUACCACUACACCAGACGGCCGACUAUAUUGUGUAUUUGUACGGUACGUGUUUAGAUAGGCCCUGACAGUUACAAAAUGAAUGAAUGAACUGACCAUUGUAAAUAUUCCAAUACAAAGAGUGAUCAAUGUAUACUGAGCUAAAUGAUCUAGCUAGACGAAGAAAUGAAUUAAUUCAGAGACUAAUCAAUUAAAUUGGAUCACUGAGCUACUGAUCUAAAUGAAUAAUAUAUAUCUUUGGAGCCAAAAAAAGUCGAAAGAAAGUCAAGAUAUAUAUCUAUGAUUUCAAGUUGAUUGAAAUCAUAGAUAUUAUACUAAAUGUAUAAAUAAGCUUGAAACGUAUUUUUUGGCGGGAACGCGAGGAUUGAAGUUGUGUUAUUUGUUUUAUUUUGUCUAUUUUGUGUUUCUUCAGGUUUAACGUAAUAAGUGGAAAAAAUCUUAGUAAAUGACCACCAUUUUACUGAGAUUAUAUUUCAUCCCAUAUCAUCUCAAUUCAUUUCAUUUAAUUUCAUACCAGUUGAUUAGUGUCUCAAAUUAAUCAUCUUCAUUUCAUUUCACUCCAUAAUAUAAUUUUUCAUAAAAAUAUGAAUAAUAUAAAUUAAAAUAAGACAUGACUUAAAGGUCUCAGUUACCAGGUCAUAAAAUCUCUUUAAAAAAAUCCGUAUGUACUGGGCCAUCAUUCAUCAACAAUUUUCAUAAAAUUUAACAUUUAUUGCAUUUGUUGAAUUUUGCAUAAAUUGUAAAUCUGAUAAAUAGUUAAUUAUUUACGAAAAUUGUCAUUUUUGUUAACCGACUUUCAGAUGAUUGUUCAGAAGAAACCUAGGAAAAAUAAACAAGUAAAAAAUGAGUUGCAGAGAGAGUUCAACUUUAUAAAAGGCAUAUUUUCAGUUAUGCCUGUUUCAAUUUUAACAAAAGGUGCCGAUGAAGACGCAGACUAUGAAAUCUAUACAGGCAGUAAAAAUGAAAAUGAGGAAAAGGAUUUACCAAAACGGGCCCGGAGCAUUGCUGAGUUGGAAGAGAAAUUGGAAAAAUUGAAAUCACAACAAAAACAUAAUUUGAAAACAAAACUCGUAAAAAAGAGUUUAAAUAGUAAAUUAAAUAAAAAAAUUAAAAAGAAAGAAAGAUUGAAUAAAACAAAAAAACUAAACAUAGAUAAAUCAUUGUUGGAGGAUGAGAAUAAUCAAAUUGAACAGAAACAUAAAAUUUCCGCACCUAAACCAGUUUUCAAUACAGAUGCGAAAUUAGUAUUUUCAAAGUUUAAUUUUGAUAAUUUUGGCAAUAAAGAAAAGGGAUCUAAAACUGAAAAAAAUCCUAAAAAAAUUCUAGAAAAUUUAAAACACCAAGAUGAGAAGUUUAGAGAAAUGGAGGAAAAGGAAGACAAAACUAAAGUUAAGGAGAUGAAGGAAAAGUUGGCAUGGAAAACAAUUUUACAGAAAGCUGAGGGACAAAAAGUUAAAGAUGAUCCAAUGUUAUUGAAGAAAUCUAUAAAAAAAAUGGAGCAAAAGAAAAAGCAAAGUAAAAAGCAAUGGGAAAACAGGAUUAGUUCAGUAGAGCAAAAGAAGAAUGAAAGACAGAAGAAAAGAAAAGAAAAUAUUAGUAAGAAGAAAAAAGAAAAGAAGACUAAAAUUAUCAAAGCAGCAUCUAAACGGGGUCGUGUUGUAAUCUAAGUUUUUCCCUCAAUAAAAAGUUAUUAAACACUUUAUAAUUA